Messenger RNA from Oncorhynchus masou masou (cherry salmon), 789 nucleotides. RefSeq names its product cAMP-dependent protein kinase inhibitor gamma-like. The record is from RefSeq and is a predicted model, not a curated record. The coding region runs from base 1 to 237 and encodes 78 amino acids. Gene Ontology annotation, biological process: negative regulation of cAMP-dependent protein kinase activity. The transcript is spliced from 2 exons. Gene Ontology annotation, cellular component: cytoplasm; nucleus. Lineage: Eukaryota; Metazoa; Chordata; Actinopteri; Salmoniformes; Salmonidae. Gene Ontology annotation, molecular function: cAMP-dependent protein kinase inhibitor activity.
AUGGAUGUGGAGACAACAACACCGUACUCUGACUUCAUCAACUGUGAUCGUACAGGCCGCAGGAACGCAGUACCUGACAUACAGGGACAGGGGGCAGCAGGCAGCACCAGUGAAUUAACCAAAGACAUGGAAGGGCUGGACCUGAAGGUGGCGGAAGGAGACUCUGGUGCAUCACCAGCCCCUGAGGGUGAAGGGUUGACCAGCCAAGAGGCCCAGGGAGGCGAGGGCCCAUCCUAAACCACCUCACAGGAGUGGAGAGCGGGACACAGAGAAGAAGGGACAGAAUAAGACAGAGAGGAUCUCCUGAAUGUCCUGCCUGACUAGACCCUACCCCUCUCCUAACUCAACAGUGAUGACAUCUCUCACUGUGUAGCUUUGAUGGAGCUUUGCUGGUCCAGCUGCAUGAUCCUUCUCCUUUAUCAAUUGGCAUUGUGGGAAAUGUAGUUGACAGAACAGUUGUUCACAAGUAGGACUACAUCUGUUCUUGGCCUAGAGGUGCUGCUGGGCUACAGUGGUAAAGGAAAUGUACCAAACUUUGGAUCUAUGUCUCUCCAGAUGUACUGAACACUAUCCUUUCUUAGAAUGAAAUGUUGUUCCAAACCUAACAUGGAACUAUCAUCAAAAAUGAGCUACGCAGAAUCUAUAAUCAUGUUUGCCAUUUCUUUUGUGUUUAACAUUUUAUCUUUUGUUUUACAAUAAUAAUUGUAGUAUCAUAUUUAUUUCAAAUGAUUCUCUGAUACCUUUUGUGAUAGUCAUUUCUUUUCUGUAAUAAAAUGUUUAUGUAUCUUC